Octodon degus (degu) is the source of this 1730-nucleotide messenger RNA. It is a transcript of the gene Actr2, whose product is annotated as ARP2 actin related protein 2 homolog. Gene Ontology annotation, biological process: Arp2/3 complex-mediated actin nucleation. Bases 123 to 1100 code for a protein of 325 amino acids. Lineage: Eukaryota; Metazoa; Chordata; Mammalia; Rodentia; Octodontidae. The transcript has 10 exons. Gene Ontology annotation, cellular component: Arp2/3 protein complex; actin cortical patch. Gene Ontology annotation, molecular function: actin filament binding. The record is from RefSeq and is a predicted model, not a curated record.
GAAAUUGGGCUGGAGGAGGGGCCGCGAAGAGGGAGGAGGAGGAAGCGGCUAGGGCCAGGCGGCGGCGGCGGCAGUAGCGGUAGUAGGUUGUGCGACGACAGCUGCUCUUCCCGGGGUGGACCAUGGACAGCCAGGGCAGGAAGGUGGUGGUGUGCGACAACGGCACCGGGUUUGUGAAGUGUGGCUAUGCAGGCUCUAACUUUCCAGAACACAUCUUCCCAGCUUUGGUUGGCAGACCUAUUAUCAGAUCAACCACCAAAGUGGGAAAUAUUGAAAUCAAGGUAAUAUUUUAUUUAUUAGUCUUUGACAAGACUUCAGUGAAUUGUUGGGAGUUGUCAGUUCUGGCUUUGUAUACUCAUGUAGGUUUAUUGACUGGUGUCGUGGUGGACUCGGGAGAUGGCGUGACUCACAUCUGCCCCGUGUAUGAAGGCUUUUCUCUUCCACAUCUCACCAGGAGACUGGACAUUGCAGGCAGGGAUAUCACCAGGUAUCUCAUCAAGCUGCUUUUGUUGCGAGGAUACGCCUUCAACCACUCUGCAGAUUUUGAAACAGUUCGCAUGAUUAAGGAGAAGCUGUGCUAUGUGGGAUAUAAUAUUGAACAAGAGCAGAAACUGGCCCUAGAAACCACAGUGUUAGUUGAAUCUUACACACUCCCAGAUGGACGAGUUAUUAAAGUUGGGGGAGAGCGAUUUGAAGCGCCAGAAGCUCUGUUUCAGCCUCACUUGAUCAAUGUUGAGGGUGUUGGUGUUGCUGAGUUGCUUUUUAACACAAUCCAGGCAGCUGAUAUUGAUACCAGAUCUGAAUUCUACAAGCACAUUGUGCUUUCUGGAGGAUCCACUAUGUAUCCUGGCCUGCCAUCACGGUUGGAACGAGAACUUAAACAGCUUUAUCUAGAACGAGUUUUAAAGGGAGAUGUGGAAAAGCUUUCUAAAUUUAAGAUCCGCAUUGAAGACCCGCCUCGCAGAAAGCACAUGGUCUUCCUGGGCGGUGCAGUUCUGGCAGAUAUCAUGAAAGACAAAGACAACUUUUGGAUGACCCGACAAGAGUAUCAAGAAAAAGGUGUCCGUGUGCUGGAGAAGCUUGGUGUGACUGUUCGAUAAACUGUGCAGCUCAUUCCGUCAGCACUAACACUUUCCUUUUUCCUUUAUUGGCAAUCUUUGAACUCAUUCAACUCCAGGACAUGGAAGAGGGGUCUCUGUGCCCUUUGACUGGAAAGGUCAAAUUUCAUUCUGGUGUCUUGGGGAAGCUUUGUUAACUUUUUGUUAGUGUGGGUAAAUCUGGCUGCUUAAUGCAACCUCCCCCCUGCAAACAAAACCAGAGGGCAAAGGGCCUCUGCUGCUUUGUUUCUUCUAAGUAUGCGUUUAGAUCACUGCUAUGGCUUCCUGUUUUCACUUUACUGCUCUAAUAUUGCUAGUUUUAGUCUUUAGCACAGUAGGUGGUAUGCCUGUAUUAGCAUAAGAAAACGUUAGCGCAGCUUUUACACUUCUCUGGGGUAGGUGGGCAGCCCUGGACCCGUAGGGCCGGCUGCAGCUCUAAGUUCAAGCUUCUCUUGUUAACAGCUUAAGGGGAUGUUGAGCUCAGAACUAAAGUGUGUUGGGUAGGUAAUUGUGUGAUGGGGGAAUGGGUAGUCUAUUGAUUAUGAUUUUUGAGGUUUUUCUGCAGGGCAGGGUUGUGCAAAACUUGAGCUUUAUUUACAGUACUUUGAUUUGACAGGUCUUCUUUUGGCCUGC